Messenger RNA from Tricharina praecox, 2628 nucleotides. RefSeq lists its product as uncharacterized. Bases 1 to 2628 code for a protein of 875 amino acids. The transcript has 3 exons. Gene Ontology annotation, molecular function: histidine phosphotransfer kinase activity; phosphorelay sensor kinase activity. The record is from RefSeq and is a predicted model, not a curated record. NCBI's taxonomy places the organism in Eukaryota, Fungi, Ascomycota, Pezizomycetes, Pezizales, Pyronemataceae. Gene Ontology annotation, biological process: phosphorelay signal transduction system; protein autophosphorylation.
AUGUCGACUACCGAACUUGAGUCGAAUAUACCAGUGGGCUGCGACCCGUUUUUCCGGGAGUCGCUGUGUAUUGCAUCCAAAUCAGAGGUCCUGCGGCCUACGGAUCCAGGGUUUAGAGAUGAAGUGUCACACGCGCUGGGAUCGGCGGACAGCUGGAUGCUGGAAAAGACGGUGCAGCUUAAGCAUCGGCUACGCGGCGUCACCACAUUUGAUUUUUGGCAGCUGUUGAUGGAAGGGAUAACCGAGAUCACCGGUUCGCAGUAUGGUUUCGUUGCGAAACGUGUCCUCUACGACGAUGAAGAUGCGGCGGUGGAGAUGCCCGCGAUCGGCGAGCCUGGUUCUUGUCUGAUGGGGCUCGCUUUCUAUUUCAACGACCACAAGGGCAACAGUGGUCUCUAUCGGGAUUACAAGUAUCAGGUGUACGGAUGCCCGUGUCAGUGGAUGCGGCACGAUCGGGUACUCCUCAUUCCCGACGGAUUGACGGCUCUCACGCCGGACAACCCCAAUGCACAAGGCUUUCCAAUACCGGCCGAAGGAUACCUAGCAGUACCUCUGUUUCACGAGGGUAAAUGUUAUGCGCAUUUCGGCUGUCUCUGGACCGCCGAUGGCCUAAAGGAGAGGCCGAAGCUGAGCUGGGCCAUGUUGGAGAUGUUCUUGCAUGCGCUGGAGGAUGAGGUCGGCGCACGUGUGCUGGAGGGAUUAGGCCUUGGGGGCAAGGAGACCAAGAGUAGUGUGAUUCCGCAAAAUAUGGUCAGCGGAGGGGUUGCAGUGAAGCAUUCUUUGCGCCCUUACGCCAGACGACUAUCUCACGAAUUGCGGACACCAAUGCAAGGUGUUGUCGGCAUGCUGGAUGUGAUGUAUGCUUCGGUUGUCGAAGCUACACAUCCCGACCGAUGGCGAUGGCCGGAUCUAGCUCACUUGAAGGAGGUUAUUGAGGGCCUGCGAGCGAGUAUUGAGGUCGCCCAAGAUAGUUCCAAACGUGCGGUAGACGCGGCGGACAACAUGGUGCACGCAUACGAUUUCAACAUGGAGGUUCCAUCGACGCCAUCACAGGCAGGGGCCGAACUGCUGGGCUUGGAGGAGCAACAAUCCGGGCCAUUCUGGUUCCCUCACAACAACCUAGACCAAGAUGACGAAUCGUAUCGGCGGGGGAAGCGACGAAGGAGUUCGGCAAAUUCUGGACGAGACACGCCGGAUAAGGUCCCUCGUGUCGAGCGGCAGGAUAACCUAGGCUCCAUGGCCAUGGAAACCGGUUCUCAGGGAUUCGCCAGCACUUCCACAGCCGGCUUGUUGACACCGCAGUACGGGAGCCGCUCAACCGAUGCCGCUCAGGACUAUUUCUCGCCGCAGAUAACGUCCAAUCAGCAUCAGGGCUUCCCGUCAACGCCUGGACUAUCACAUGAUGCCGUAGGCAAGGUGGUGUUGAACUCUCGCUUGUUGAAAUUGAGGGAACUAUUACAUGAAGCUGUGCAUGACUCUCUUAGAACGGGUGGUCGGCCGGACUUUACGAAUGUCCAUGGGACCCCCCAUGGCGAACGUGUCACCGUCGAAGUUCCGGAAGCCCACAGUGGCGAGGAGGAACGGAAACACGUGGAGAUUGAAGUCAUUGUGGAUGACAAUGUGCCGGAAAGCAUGAUUAUCGAUGGCUCCUACCUCACGAAAAUGAUAUCUUCGGUGUUCAAUAAUGCGUUCAAGUUCACCCCGUCGGGUCGGAUCACUCUUAACGCUGCCGUCGACUCUUUUCAUCAAAUCAUCUUUACUAUCGUGGAUACUGGCGAUGGCAUCCCAAGUGACUUCAUUCCGGACUUGUUCAAACCGUUUUCAACCGAAGAUGAGUCUCUCACUCGUCAUCGUGACGGACUCGGCCUUGGCCUCUACGUUGCCCGUGGAAUCGCCCGGAAGAUGGGAGGAGAUUUGUGGCUGGAACGAACCGCAACGGAAGGAGACCACCGAGGCUCCGAGUUUAGGUUACGACUCCCAAUAACCCCCGCGGACGCAUCAGGGAGCACACCGGGCACGCCUAUUCCCAUCCCCACUCCCGGAAUCGACGCCGCCAGUCUAUCUCUUCGCGCCGACUCCGCCGUCCCCACUCCACGCUUUCGUCCUCCCUCGCCACUUGUGCGAUCCGUCGUUGCUCCGCCAUCCGUAGGACGAAAACUCUCUUUCGAUCCCGAUCUGGCAAAAAAGCUUCCGCUCCGCAUUCUGGUCGUCGAAGACAACCGGAUCAACCGUGCACUGCUCUGCAGCAUGCUGAAGCGUCUCGGCUACAGCGACAUCUCGGAAGCCCGCGAUGGCAUCGAAGCCGUCGAAAUCUUCUCCAGUGCAGCAGCCGCAGGCCGCCCGUUCGAUCUGAUCCUAAUGGACCUCUGGAUGCCACGGAUGGACGGAUACGAGGCUGCUGAGCGAAUUCAAAAACUCUACGACGAGCAACGCAGCAAUGGCGGAGAACUCACCGUGCUUGCCGUCUCGGCCGACGCAACCGAGGAGGCUCGCGCCAAGGCCGCGUUGAAAGGGAUUCACGGGUUCGUGGGGAAACCGUUUGGCAUCGCGGAUCUAGGGAAGGCCAUGCUUGAUUUCCGUGGGGAACGGCGGGUGGCGAUGGCCACUACCGCCAUGGUCGCGAAUUAG